ACGCACGCCGCACCACCGCCGCAGAAGUUACCACACUCUUCUUUCUGUUUGGUUACCACCGUCUGCCGCUCCGUCUGCGCACUCAGUACAUCGUCGGUGCUCACAGCUACAACACACACACACGAACAACAAUUAAGACUACUUAAGUCAAUUACAUCUACUUUUGUACAUUGGGAAGCAGUGUGAUCCAGUGCCCGAGUUCGCAGUGAACGCAAAAGGAAUUAUUUCAACAUCAGUAAAACAUCUCACCUCCUUGCAACAUGAAAUUUUUGGUUGUGAUCUUCUUCGCGUUGGUGGCGUUCGCGCAUGCGCAGUUCGGCGGAUUUGGAUUUGAUUCGUCAUCGUUUGACGGCGGAUUCGGGGGACAGUUGACUAAUGCGCGUGACCCACGCGCUAAUACCGGACCUGUUGUCUUCCCCCCAGCGCCACCAGAUAGCGGUGAGACCAGCGGCGUUGUUGUUGGUGCCUCUGGAUACGGAUUCGUUCCCCCACAAAGUCCAAAUUCAAGGGUUUAAGUCGAAGCUAACCUAUAACGAGAACAAAUGAUUAGUUUAAUAAUUAACGUUAAUUUAAGUCUGGAUGUAUGAAAAACAAAAGAAAAAAUGAGAAAAUGGCUUGAAAUGACAAAUUCUCAUUGGUUCUGUAUGUUUCUGUAUGUGUCUUGAAUGUGUUACAUAUUGUGUUUAGUUAGUCAAAGAUGUGAUGUGUUGACAUUUUGAAAGUGUAUUGUACAUAUUAACUCUCGCUAUCUGAAUGAAGUAAUUUAUUGUUUACUGUGAAA
This is a messenger RNA of Dalotia coriaria, 781 nucleotides long. RefSeq lists its product as uncharacterized. Bases 261 to 515 code for a protein of 84 amino acids. The record is from RefSeq and is a predicted model, not a curated record. Lineage: Eukaryota; Metazoa; Arthropoda; Insecta; Coleoptera; Staphylinidae. The transcript is spliced from 3 exons.